AUAGAGAAAAACAGACAAACAACACAAAACCGGGGCAAGAGAGGCACGUGACGAACACGCCCCAGGACUAAUAUAAAUAAAGGUCCCCCCCCCCUCCUCCUUUCACUCUUAGUGAUUCUCUUGCGGCGCGUGGGAGACGAGACGAUACGGUGAAAGCUAUGGCUAAUCUUCCUCCUUCCUUCCCUUUCUCCAUGGCUUCUUCUAGCAACGAUCGCAACCUCUCUCCCGUGGAGCAGUUGGUGCUCGACAUCUGUGACCCUGACCUCAGAGAGAAUGCUAUUCGCGAGCUGUCCAAGAAAAGAGAGAUCUUUCAUGAUUUGGCUCCGCUGUUGUGGAACUCUUUUGGUACCACUUGUGCUCUUCUUCAGGAGAUCACCUCAGUUUACCGUCUCCUGACUCCUCCAACCUUGACUGUUGCUCAGUCCAACAGGGUCUGCAAUGCCCUUGCCCUUUUUCAGUGUGUUGCUGCUCAUCCUGAAACGAAAAUGCAGUUCCUUAGAGCUCAGAUGCCCAUGUACCUGUAUCCUUUCUUGAAGACGUCAAGCACGUUGACACCCUAUGAGUACCUGCGUUUGACUAGCUUGGGUGUUAUUGGUGCACUCGUCAAGGCUGAUGAUAGAGAAGUGAUCAGUUUCCUUCUCAAAACUGAAAUCAUCCCAUUGUGCCUCCAGUCGAUGGAAGAUGGCAGCGAGUUGUCAAAGACUGUUGCUGUCUUCAUUGUUCAGAAAAUUUUGCUGGACGGUGAUGGGCUUAUUUACAUGUGCGUCUGUGCGGAUAGGUUCUAUGCUUUGGGUCAAGUUUUGGAUAAUAUGGUGACUUCACUUGCACAAGCACCUUCUCCUAGGCUUCUAAAGCACAUCGUACGCUGUUAUCUUCGCUUGACAGAUAACAGAAGGGCCUGCCUUGCACUCAGAAACUGCCUCCCGGAUCUUCUUAGCAAUGCCGCCUUCACCAGCUGUCUCUAUGAUGAUCCAAUUGCAACGCAGUGGCUGCAGCAACUGCACCACAACAUCAUGGUUAUACCCCCUCCAGGGCUGUAGCAUAUGGUUGUUAUCAGACCCCUGAGUUAAUUAUUCUUGGCAAAGAACUAAUAUUCAUUGGACCAAAAUUUAAGAGGGAUGGGGGGUUCAGAAUUUACAGAUGAGAAAUAUAAACUCAUAAACCAAAUACUUUUUGAGUAUUUUGGAUAAUAUAUAUGUAUUUGGAUUUUUCAAACUGCCUUAUAAUG
Raphanus sativus (radish) is the source of this 1228-nucleotide messenger RNA. RefSeq lists its product as uncharacterized. Gene Ontology annotation, cellular component: CCR4-NOT core complex; P-body; CCR4-NOT complex. Gene Ontology annotation, biological process: mRNA catabolic process; negative regulation of translation. Bases 159 to 1040 code for a protein of 293 amino acids. Lineage: Eukaryota; Viridiplantae; Streptophyta; Magnoliopsida; Brassicales; Brassicaceae. The record is from RefSeq and is a predicted model, not a curated record. The transcript is spliced from 9 exons.